Paralichthys olivaceus (Japanese flounder) is the source of this 2827-nucleotide messenger RNA. RefSeq names its product zinc finger protein 491-like. Gene Ontology annotation, biological process: regulation of transcription by RNA polymerase II. Gene Ontology annotation, molecular function: DNA-binding transcription factor activity, RNA polymerase II-specific; RNA polymerase II cis-regulatory region sequence-specific DNA binding. The record is from RefSeq and is a predicted model, not a curated record. Lineage: Eukaryota; Metazoa; Chordata; Actinopteri; Pleuronectiformes; Paralichthyidae.
UUGAGGGCAGUUGGACGUUAUGCCAGACAUUAGACGGGCCCCAUGUUUGCUACCAGCGGGUGAAGGGAGGAGGUGAAGCCGCAUCAUGUGCAGCCUCCAGCGGCUCAGAGCGCUCGUCAACGAGCGUCUGUCGGCGGCCGCGGAGGAGAUCUUCGAGGCGGUGCAGAGAACCAUCGCGGGCUACGAGCAGGAGGUGCUGCAGUCCGAGCAGGAGAUCCGGCGGCAGCGCAGGAUGCUGCGGAGCGUCCUCUGCCCGGAGCCCGAGGUCCACAAGCCCCAAGACCAACCACAGCUGGCUCUUUCUGUCUGGAACGAGGACUUUGCCUCCAAACAGCAGCAGCCGGACGAGCGCUGUGAGCCCGACUGGACCUCCGCUCUGGAACACGACGACGAGGAGCCUGAGAAGAACCCAGAGGAGCUCCCCAGUAGAGAGGAGGACAACCCCAUCGGGUUCAUCUUCACAGGGCCGAAUGAGCUCCACCCCCAGGGUCCAGGAGGAGGAGGAGGAGGAGAUCCUCUGCCGAGCACUUCAGCUGAGCCGGCUGAGACGAAGGUGGAGGUGGGUGACGGAGCUUCGUCUGGCUGCUCUGCGGUUGAAAACGACGACAGCGAGGACGAGUGGAGGGCCAGUGGGGGGUGUCCGAGUGACAACAGCGACAGCGGCAGUGACUGCACGAGCAAAUGGAAAAAGAAGAAGAAGGGCCCUCGUUUACCGAUGGCUCUGAAAGUGCAUCCGGGAAAAAAAACAAGAUCACGAAUCUGCUGUAAAGUCUGCGGGAAACCCUUCCACGCCACCGUCUCCCUGGUGAAUCACAUGGAUGUUCACCCCAAGGACGUCUGCGGUGUCUGUGGGGAACGUUUGGACACUGAGGAGAACUUUAAAGUUCACGUGAAGACACACGUGAAAGCUGAAAGCUGCAGCGUUUGUGGGAAGUGUUUCGGUGGAUCCAAGUCUUUGGCGACGCACAUGCGGAUCCACACGGGAGAGAAACCGUUCAACUGCAGCGAGUGUGGGAAAUCCUUCAACUGUCAACACAACAUGAUGCGACACAUCAGGAUACACACAGGGGAGAAGCCCUACGUCUGCUCCGUCUGCGCCAAAUGCUUCAAUGACUACUCCACGUUAAAGCGCCACCUGCGGGUUCAUGCGCACAAGAAGCACCUCAACCGAGAUAACGCAAGCGAGAAAGAAAGUGGCAACGACGGCGUGAAGAGGGUCAAGAACCCGUCACUGAAAAAGCAGCAGACUCGGACCAUAUGCGAGGUGUGUGGGAAAAUGUUCCACUCCAUGGUCUCCCUGGUGAAUCACGCCAAGAGUCACUCCACGGACAUGUGUGGCGUCUGCGGGACACAUUUCGACUCCGAGGAAAACUUAAAGCUUCACCUGAAAACUCACAAGAACGGGAAGGUUUGCGACGUGUGCGGCAAGUGCUUCGACAGUCAGGGAAACCUGGAGAUGCACAUGAGGAUCCACACGGGGGAGAAGCCGUUCCUCUGCAGCGAGUGCGGGAAGUCCUUCAACUGCCGACACAACAUGAUGCGACACAUCAGGACCCACACGGGCGAGAAGCCGUACCUGUGUAACACCUGCGGACGCUCUUUCAGCGACCACUCCUCGCUGAAACAGCACGGCAGCACUCACAGCGGGGAGAAACCGCACCGCUGCGACGUGUGUGGGAAAGGCUUCCACCGAAAGACUUACGUGAGGCUUCACAUGAAGAGUCACACGACUGCUAAAUGACCCUCUGUCAACGAAGGGAGGUGUAAAUAAAGGUUUUUUAAGGUUGAAUGUCGUCUCUCUGAAACUUUAUCUCUUGGUGCGUCGUCGCCCGUGGACACACGAUGGUCAUCCUGCACCAGUCAUCACACAGAGCGAAUGAAACAAGGUGAGAGGUGCUGCUCAUCCUCAGGUUGGAGAUGGAAGUUAUCACCAGCACUUUGUAUCUUCAUCAUGCUUCCAUCGCCUCAGUGACGUUUUUACAAUCAAACAUUUAGAUUCCAGCCAGAGACGUUCAGAGCUCCGAGUGUUUUUAUCACCAGUCUUAAGGCGAUGCUGUGCCAACUCUCCUGAUUUGUUAUACACUCACAUUUCUACUUUGGAAAUUUCACCUGGAUUUUUCUUUUGAAUUAUGUGUAAAUGUUUUUCUGUAACUUUCAGUCGACUGCAUCGUGUUUCAUGUGCAACACAGACUUUGCUCUGUUUGCUCUGGUGUUGUGUGUUCAGUGGUGUUUUCUGAAUGCAGCGCUCUCACUACGUGCCUAUCACCAACAAGGACUUCUCUAUUUUCUAAAGUAAAUCAGUUUGAUCUCAGAUCAGUUGUCUUAAUACCAAGAUGUAAAAAGAGAAAUCCUCUUGAAAUGAGGAGUGAUGGUUGGAGGCGAGAUCUCGUGCUCAGCUGAGCUGUGACGCUGUUGACUUCCUGCUGGAGAACAAAGUGCUUGAGACAGUUUGACGGAGAGACGACUGAAGAGUCGCAGCAGUUUACAGACAUUGUAUUUAUUAUUUUGAAUCCUUUAUUUGAGCAGGGAGAUGGAACAUCUCUGAAAGACGUUGAUUCAAUUAACUUUGAGUGAAAAGCAAACUUUUCUUCCGUCCUGUUCACGUGUGCAUUUCUCCACAGAGAUGAUAAAGAAGUGAGAUGUCUCACUACCUUCCAUCAUCACUUUGACAAGUGACAGAAUUAAUAUUGUGCUGAUGACCUGUGUGAACUAAAUUCACUCACUGGGGUGGAGAAGUCCCGUUAACCAUCGGUGAACUGUGAAUCACUACAUGUACUAAUAUCACAUAUCUACAUCCAGAACAAGUGAAGAGUUUUAAUAAAUUACA